Messenger RNA from Astrephomene gubernaculifera, 2968 nucleotides. The record is from the annotation of a GenBank genome assembly. NCBI's taxonomy places the organism in Eukaryota, Viridiplantae, Chlorophyta, Chlorophyceae, Chlamydomonadales, Astrephomenaceae.
CAUCAACUUCAAGACUUUGCAAUUUUCCUGCCGUAGGAACACAACCUACAGCAGCCAAUGACAGUCGACGAUGAGGUCAGCCUCCGGCCCCUAGCCCUCAGGCCGGGGGGUAACGUAGCUAAUCCUUUUGCAAGCUUCGGCAAGGGCCUUGGCUUCGGCAUCAAGGGCAAGAAAGCCACUACAUCGGCAGCAGCUGAGGACAAGCCGCCGAAGAAGAAUGGCGAGCGCGUCCGUUAUCCCAAGGAGUUCUUGCUGAAGUUCAUGGAGAAGUACAACAACUGCCCAAGCGAGCUUGAGCAACUGAACCUGGAGAUUGUUGUGACAGGCGAGGACCGCCAGGCGCAGCAGGAGGUUUUGCAGAAAGUUGCGGAGGAGAUCGACGACCGGGACUGGCGCUCGCGCACUGUCACCAAUUACCGUGAGGCACGCGAGGACCGCGAUUUCCGGGAGCCACGCCAGCAGCGUGAGCCAAGGGAGCCCGCGGAGCCUCGUCAGCAGCGGCAGGCAGCACCCCGGCAGGAGGCGGCAGCGCAGCCACAGCAGCCAGCCCAGCCCGCUCAGCAGGCCCCAGCACAGCAGCCAAGCGAUGCGGCAGGUGCCUCUGGGCAGGAUGUCUCGCGUAUUGCGAAGGCAGCGGAUCUCGGUCGCCAAGCGUAUCGUCCCGGAGGCACGCUGUCGGCUGAGGAGCGGGCGGUCCGCUCGGUCAAGGGUAUCCUGAACAAGCUGACGCCGGAGAAGUUUGAGCGUCUGCUGAACCAGCUGCUGGAGGUCAUUACCACGGCGGACGUCCUUCAGAAGACGAUUGCCCUGGUGUUUGAGAACGCCGUAGAGCAGCCCACCUACGUGGCAAUGUACGGUGACCUGUGCGUCAGCCUAUCAAAGGAGCUUCCGCACUUCCCACCGCCGCCUGGAUCCGACAAGCCGCUGACCUUCCGUCAGAUUCUGCUCAACACGUGCCAGGACGAGUUCGAGGGCGCAGCUGACGCGCGUGAGGAGGUUUCGACCAUCAGCGACCCCACGGAGCGCGAGGAAGCGGAGCGGGGCGUGAAGAAGCGCGUGCUGGGCAACAUGCGCCUCAUGUCGGAGCUCUAUAAGCACGACAUGGUGAAGGACUGGAUCAUGGUUACCUGCAUCGACGAGCUGCUGACCGCCCGGGCCUCCAAGUCGGCGAAGACGCCCCCGGAGGACAACAUCGAGGCCGUGCUUGAGAUCGUGAAGCUGUCGGGUGCCAAGCUCUCAAAGAGCGAGAAGGCCGACACGCUCAAGAAGCUCGACAAGGUGAUGAAGGAUCUGGAGCGGCUCAUGGGCGACAAGGCCAACGGCAUCUCCACGCGUGUGCGGCUGGCCAUCAAGGACGUUAUGGAGCUCAAGCGCGCCAACUGGAUUCCCCGCCGCGAGGCCUACACGGCCAAGAAGCUGGACGAGGUCCGUGCGCAGGCGGAGGCGGAGCUGGGUAUGAUCAGUUCCAGCAUUGCCGCGUCGCUGCCGCAGCUGCCCAGCGCCAUCCCGCGGUACGGGGAUUCCAUGGGCGCCGGUGGCCUGGCGGGUGCUGGUGGCCGGGACGAGGGGCUCUUUGGGCUCAUACCGCCGCUGCGCUCGGAAGGGGAUGUGGCGCUCUUCCCGGCUUUCCGCGGGGACGCAGCGGACCGGGGCUUCACCGGCAACAGCGCGCUGCUGGGCGACUACACGCCGCCGACAGUGCGUGUGCAGCUGCCCAUGGCGCGCCAACAGCCCGUGCAACAAGCGCCACAGGAGGCGCCGGCCCCUUCACGGCCGGCCGUCGCCCCGGGGAAGCCGCUGAGCGAGGAGGAGGUGACUCGCAAGGCGGAGAGCCUCUACCAGGAGUUCACCAGCACACUCGACAAGGCGGAGGCGACGACAUGUGUGCGGGAGCUCGGGUCGGAACACCUAGCGAAGGUGGUGGAGAUUGGUUUGAACCAGAUCUUCAACUCGCUAAAGGACAAGGAGCAGGACGCCCUGCUGGACCUCUUGUUGCACCUGCACGAGGCGGGGGCGAUCAGCAGCGCCAACGUCGUGGACGCGCUCACCACGUUCACCACGCAGCUGGAGGACCUCAGUAUGGAUGUGCCCAAGGCGCCGCAGCUGCUGGGCCGCUUCUACGGCUCCUGUGUGUCGCGGGGCAUCGCUUCUCUGGACCUGCUGCCCCAGCUCAUGGAGGGCGACGCGUCCGUGGAGCCUAAGCGCCGCUUCAGCGGGGCAGCAUUCAAAGUGCUGCGCACUGCCAAGGGCGACCAGGGCCUUUCCAAGUUGUGCGCGGAGGUUGGGCUGGCUGCGGGCGCCUUCCUGGCGGCAGAUCCGGAGUUUGACCAGGGAGAGCCAGCGGUGGAGGAGUGGCUGAAGGCGGAGGGUCUGGCGGGCAUCGUGCCGGUGUAAGCGGCUUGACUUGGAGCGCGUGGGGUGAUGGGAUUGCUCUGUCGGGGAUUCAUGAGUGUCAGGGGCAUGCGGCGUUUCACUGUUGCCAUCCCUGACGGGACUUGCACUGGGUCAGCAUACUAGGCGGACCAGUCCCCUAGCCACAACGGGACUGGGCACUUGGGAACCGAACAUAUGUGGUCGGACAGGAUGUGUUGCACAGUAGAGCGCGGGCUUGGAAGUCCGGCUUUCCUAGGUGCAGGAUUUAGUUUAGAGCGGCCGAGGGAUAAGGGGCCGCGCGUAUGUGGCCUAAACUGGUAGCAUGCCUGCGAUGCAGUUUUCCGCAUAACGAUACAUUAUCAACCGGAUCGCUGGCAAGUUGCAUGGGGAUGCAAGUACAGUGGACGUGGAUGCUGUCGGCGUAUGGCGGGUUAGAGCGAACGUGGCUGGAACGCCGCAAGGCAGGCUAGCGGAGAAGAGAGCGUCAUGAAGACGCAGUUGAAUGGCUAAACAUGCCAACUACCUGGGAGUGCUCCGUAAGUCGUGCGGCUGCACAUUCCCCGUUAAAUCGCCAAGGAAAUCCUUGCUUGCUCCA